Molecule: messenger RNA, 4366 nt
Organism: Sardina pilchardus (European sardine)
Lineage: Eukaryota; Metazoa; Chordata; Actinopteri; Clupeiformes; Clupeidae
Gene: pfkfb2b
Product: 6-phosphofructo-2-kinase/fructose-2,6-biphosphatase 2b
Exons: 18
Coding region: 202-1839 (545 amino acids)
Biological process (GO): fructose 2,6-bisphosphate metabolic process; fructose metabolic process
Cellular component (GO): cytosol
Molecular function (GO): fructose-2,6-bisphosphate 2-phosphatase activity; 6-phosphofructo-2-kinase activity; ATP binding
Source: RefSeq, a predicted model, not a curated record
GUCGUUGGUGUAUGUAGGCACCGGGCUGUAGGGGCCACAGCAGUCACCCGGCUUCUGAGCUGAACAGGCGGAUAAAACUCGCUGCUUGUUACGCUGGAACAAUCCCGGAGACGGAGCUAGCAGCACUAACAUCAGUAUACGCAGCAGGGCAAAGACGUUUCCAAAGCCUACAGCUCAGCCCUUCACAACAGAGAGGUCAUCAUGUCUGCAUGCCUUCAGCGAGAGAAGGGUUCAGCCAGCGGGGCUGAGACCAGGAGAACCGAGCCCCGAGGCAAGGAGAAGAAAUCAUGGGCAUCCUACAUGACCAACUCCCCUACAGUCAUAGUUAUGAUUGGCCUACCAGCCAGGGGCAAGACCUACAUAUCAAAGAAGCUGACCCGCUACCUGAACUGGAUCGGCGUGCCCACCAAGGUGUUUAAUUUGGGCGUGUACCGUCGAGAGGCCGUCAGAGCAUACAAAUCCUACGACUUUUUCAGACAUGACAAUCAGGAGGCCAUGAAAAUAAGGAAACGGUGUGCGUUGGUGGCGUUGCAAGAUGUGAAGGCCUACUUGAAUGAGGAAGGUGGACAGAUUGCUGUGUUUGACGCAACCAACACGACAAGGGAGAGGCGAGACCUCAUCCUGAGCUUUGCUGAGGAGAAUGCGUAUAAGGUCUUCUUUGUGGAGUCUGUGUGUGACGAUCCUGAAGUCAUUGCUGCCAAUAUUAUGGAAGUGAAGGUCUCAAGUCCAGAUUACCCAGAAAGCAACAGGGACAGGGUGAUGGAUGACUUCCUGAAGCGGAUCGAAUGUUACAAAGUGACAUAUGAACAACUGGACCCUGAUGAAAAUGACAAAGACUUGUCGUUCAUCAAGGUAAUGAACGUGGGUCGUCAGUUCCUGGUGAACCGCGUGCAGGACUACAUCCAGAGUAAGAUCGUGUACUACCUCAUGAACAUCCACGUGCACUCCCACUCCAUCUACCUGUGCCGACACGGCGAGAGCGACCACAACAUGCAGGGCCGCAUCGGCGGGGACGCCGAACUCUCCCCGCGAGGAAAGCAGUUUUCCCAUGCGCUGCGCGACUUCAUCGAGGAGCACAAGCUGUCGGACCUGAAGGUGUGGACCAGCCAGCUGAGGCGCACCAUUCAGACGGCCGAGGAGCUGGGGGUCCCCUAUGAGCAGUGGAAGAUCCUCAACGAGAUAGACGCUGGUGUGUGUGAGGAGAUGACGUACGAAUUGAUCCAGAACACAUUCCCAGAAGAGUUUGCCUUGAGAGAUCAGGACAAGUAUCACUACCGUUACCCCGGGGGAGAGUCCUACCAGGACCUGGUGCAGCGUCUGGAGCCAGUGAUCAUGGAGCUGGAGCGGCAGGGGAAUGUGCUGGUCAUCUGCCACCAGGCCGUCAUGCGCUGCUUGCUGGCCUACUUUCUGGACAAAAGUGCAGAUGACCUGCCCUACUUGAAAUGUCCUCUCCAUACAGUUCUGAAACUGUCACCAGUGGCUUAUGGUUGCAAAGUGGAGACGUUUUACCUGAACGUGGAAGCCGUGAGCACCCACCGCGACCGACCCCUCGGUAAAGUGCGAAGAGAGCCCACACCCAUCCUGCUCCGUCGGAAUAGUUUCACCCCUCUUUCCAGUCAUGACCAGAUUAAACGCCCCCGGCUCUACAGCGCCGGCAACCGGCCCUGGCUGCCCCUCGCCCCCUCCCCCUCUGCCCUGCGGUUCCCCGAGACGCCAGAGGGGGAGCUGAUGCACCAACAAAGCCAACCCUGGUUAGGAAACAGCUGUCUGAAACCCUGUGUGAAGGAAACGACUCUGAAUCCCCAGAAGAAGCUACUGACUGUGUCCGCUUCUGAAUAGACCUGAAAGAAGACUCCCUGAUACCUCCUUACCCACGAUCAACUGACUACGCCUUGUGGGUCUCCUCUCUGUUCCUCCCGCCUCCUCCUCCUCCUCCUCUCUCUGUGGCCCUCUGUAUGACAUUACAUAUACAUAUAUACAUCAAUAUAUGCAUAUUGGUAUAUAACCAGCCAGCAUGUCAAAUAUCCACAAGUAGACAGCUGAACAGUCCUAUGCAUGUGUCCUUUACAUAGGCCCUGGACUCCUUCCUCAAAUGUAAUGCUUUCAUUAGUCAAGUGUUAUCAGCUGAAUGCCUUAUAGCCUGUGACUACGCACAAGAAACAUCAGUUGUCACAGAACUGAAUGUUGGAUAAAGCCAAGGGUAGCUGCUAAUGCGCUAACUUAGUGUUCUCUGUGAAUUCAGGUCUAGGUUCAGUCUUAAGUGUCUGUUGUUAGACUUAGACAUUGAUGAGCUGACUGAAGCUCUUCCAAUCUUUAGUCUGUGCGCAGUUUAUGGGCUUUGUAUGAAACUAGAUCAGGCAGUGGCAAUGGCUGUGUUUUUAGGCCUAUGCUGUGUGAACAGCUUUAACUGUGGCCAAUGUGACUGUAGAAUUUAUUUGGCAAUGUGUUGAAGAAUUGGGAUAGAUGAUUAUGGUUAUGUCUGAUAAGACGAUAGAGAAAUGUCUCACACGCUUAAAUCUUAGUGCAAAGACACCAAAACAUCUCCAUAUGAAUGCAACAACCUGCUUUGAAUAUUUAUUUGUCUAGUAAAGCUAGAGGUUUGCAUCACAAGUUAGCUUAUUAUAUUUUUGAGGAGGUCUUAUUGUGGGAAUGCAUUACAGGUUUGAGUCCAUUUAGGGGCAGAGCAGGCUUACUCUACAUACACUUGUACCUCAUAGAAAUGGACGACGCCGUUUUCAGAAGAUUCUAGAAGUUUGGGUGACAUUUAAUUUUGGUCACUGAAAAUGAUAGUAAAAAAGGCUUCAUAAAGUGAUGAAGGGACCAAAAACCGUUGUCAUGAGGGGGUACCCUUCCAACCUCAUCAAGAUGCGAUCCAAAUGACAUGGAUCAACAUCUUGUGGAGGGUUUGUUUUUAAAAGAACUAUUCAUAUUAUUUAAGUUUGACGUGAACAGGAAUAUCUAAUGAAAUGCGACAUAUUUUGAGUAAGUAAGCUGACUUCAAAAACGCUGGAGGCGACACAAGCCAUUUUACCUUUAGUUGAAUGGUAGUGCCCCCUUGUGGUGAAAUGACACUUUAGCUGUAUGCCUACAUCCUUAGAACAGGAACACAAGGCAGAUACAAAAUUUAGUGCACACCAAAUACACCAAAACGUCACCAUGAUAUAUCUUCUCUUACAGUUGGCUACAAAAGGAUAUUAUUGUGCCUUUCACAGCUCCUUUAUCAGAAAUCUCUUUUUAUGUGCUCCUGAUCUCAAUGGUCUUGGAGGAUAUCAAUGCUGUAGAUUUGAGAGAAAAUUUAAUACACUGCAUGAAUUAGAUUUGGCUGGGGUUGUUUCACCCUAUGUCAUUAUACAUUUCGAAACGAGCCUUAAUCAAAUUGACCAACACAGAUGUUAUGAAAACAUUUUUUCACGGCUUGAUUGUAUUCAGAUUUCAGAUGGAAAAUGUUUUGCAAUUUUAAAGAAAACUCCAUUCUGCAUCAGAUGAAAUCAAAUAACAUACGUUGGGACUUCAGUUGUGAAGAAUGUUCUUAUGUCAAAAAUUUGGCAAGAUUGUGAGCGACUUGUUUUUGUAAUACAACUGAACCCUUUGAUAUUAGAACCAGCAAAAGCUAUAUUAGAUAAUGUGUAUGAUAUUUAUAGAAAUAUGCCUUUUUGGGGGUAGCAACCAUACUGAAGGAUGUACAUAUGUUUGCACAUUCGUGUCAUGUUGAAUUUUGCUACUAGUCCUGCAAAAACAAAGGAAAUUUGAACUGGGGCCUACUGUUGCUCCAUUGGACAUUGUACAGUGCUGCUGUAUUAUGUGAGAUUUGUGGUGCACAGAUCGUUUGCUCAGUAAAACACUGUCUUGGUUUUGAACUGCAUUUGAAUUACUGUAGGGACUCUUGAGAGAACUUGACAGAAACCAUUGAUGUAUCAAUUGUGCUUUUUGUUGUACAAGCUGUGCCUCUGGAGAAACUGAAAGUACUGUGUCCACCUUGUGGCAAUGCUUCUAUUUGACUAAUAUACACUGAAGUGUUUGAGAGCACCUCUGCUGAAUUGUGUCCUGUUAGGUGCCAUGAUGGUUUCAACAAGUCUGUCUUGUUCAUUGGGUCACAACAAGUCAGACUUGGUCUGGAACUGUUGCUUUGUAACUAUUGAAUGUUGGAGUCAAGAUAUCAGUUUGUCAGGUCAAUAACAACUGUCUCUGUGAUGCUGAAACGCAAAAGCUCAUAAUCUACUGUAAAACCCAGAUUUGUGUGUGUAUGUUUUCUACAUGUAUUUUGUGCUGUCUCCGACGGGUUUAGUUAAGCUAUGUUGUCUGUAGAAUCACAUUUAUGGCUGUAAUAAUACAAAUAUAAUCAGUAUAUUAAAAUGAUUAAAAUAUA